AUUUAAUUCCAACAAGUUAUCAAUAUCAUGUUCAAUUUCUCCCGUUUAUAACAAACCAAAUUGCAUCUGUUUAUUUGUUUACCAGCGGAUGUUGACCGCUCCAAUAUGGCGGACGCGCAGACGCAUAGCGCCGACAGCAGUAACCAAUGAGUAAUGCCAUAGAGGCAAGAGGCAUUGCUAAGUCUACUCCACCAGGGAGGAGAAGUCUCCUCAGAGAUGGCAACUGAACUCCAUGAGACUAUAUUCAUGGCCAAGCAGGAGCGCCACAAAAAUCUGUUCCUUAACUACAAAAACCUGAAUAUUUUCCCCGUGGAGCUGCUGAAAGAUGAAGGCCUGCAGUUUCUGGAGAGACUGUACAUGAAGAGGAACUCACUCACUACACUGCCUGACAAUCUUGCCCAGAAGCUCCCGAAUCUAAUUGAACUGUAUUUGCACUCAAACAACAUAGUCAUUAUUCCUGAAGCUAUUGGAAACCUGGCCCGGCUGCAAUCUUUGGACCUCAGCAAUAACGCCCUCCAGCUCCUCUGUCCAGAAAUUGGCCGACUGAGGUCUCUGCGGCACCUGAGGCUGUCCAAUAACCAGCUGAAAUGCCUUCCUCCAGAGAUCGGUGAUCUGCAUGAACUGGAGACUCUGGACGUGUCGAUGAACCAGCUGAUGUCUCUACCCGAUCGGCUGCACCGCUGUGUCUCUCUGCAGAAUCUGACAGCGGACCACAACCUGCUGAGCCACGUUCCCCGGCAGCUCUGCUGGCUCCACCGCCUCAACCAGCUCUCCAUGGCCGCUAACCGACUGACCUUUCUACCGCUCGAUCUGGGCAGAUCACGGGAGCUGCAGUUCGUGUUCGUGGACAACAAUGUGGACCUAAAAGGCCUCCCCUCCUACUUGUAUAACAAGGUCAUCGGCUGCAGCGGGUGCGGUGUGUCAUCACCAGGGUUGGACGGAGACCUGGGUGAGGUGCCCGGUGAGGCGCUGACUGAGGCUCUGGUCGGGUUGCCGGCUGAAGUGAAAGUGGUGGGAUCAGAGUCGGAUAACGUGGUUCCCCUGGAGGAGCUCACCAUGAGGACCCUGCACCGCAUCCACCACCACAGCCCAACAGACCUCAACUUGCUGCCUCCCAUCACCCUCCCAAAGAGCCUGCUUGACCUGUUGCAAUUCCCACUCGGUCACUGUCACCGCUGCAGCCAAGCCAUGUUCACCAUCAUCUACCCCAAACUGUUCCCCCUCCGUGACACCGCCCUGGCAGGAGUGCACCGCAGGACGACUGUGAGUUUCGUGGCCUACUGCUGCUCCAGCCACUGCCUCCGGACGUUUGACCUCCAGGGUUGACAUCUUUUUCUUUGCCCUGUGCACGUUUGAAGCAGAAGCUGUUGAUUGGCUUCCAGAAGGUGACAGAUAACAGCUUGUCGUUUGUGGGGACCUCGAAGGUCUGUACUGCAAGAGUGCAGGAGCUCUGUGCUUGAUUGACAAUACUAAGAACCACAAAGAGGCAGUCCUCUGUGGGUGUUUGGUGGGUCAGAUGAUUGACACAGGGCUUGUUCAGCAACGUUUCAACACUUUUAGACAAAGACCUACAUGGCGCUUCUGUCUAACCACCUUGGACGUUUGUAUUCCUGUGUUUGUGGUGAGGGUCAACAUUAAUAACUACCAUGUGUGAACAGUGCACCACUGUGCUUAUUCAAUGACAUCUGUCUGAAAACUAACAGCAUUAGACCUGAAGUAACUACAAACCCUUAUUCACAAAUGAGCACUUUUUAAGAACAAGCACUGUUUGAUAUAUAUAAAAUCAGUAAUUUUUCACGCAGAAGUUUUUGUAGCAGGCACAUCACAUUGAUUGUGGAGUCAUCUUCGAGGUAUUAACAUUUGUAAUAUGGUUUAUUUUACUGAUUACUGAAGAACAGCUGGAGGGUUAUAGUUUGAGAGAAUGUUUCUAUUUGAUAUGUGUCAUUUUCAGCAGCAGAGACCCAACCGCAUUAACUUUCUAACAGAAGCCAUGUGUCUUUGAGCAGGGCACCCAAGUCUCACACGGUAUCACAUACAGCAAAUGUGUCAACACAGCAUACUUUAUGAGGACAAACUCGUGGUCAUAAUUCUGAAUUUAUUUCUAAAAUGUUGGUACUAGAUAGAAGAAUGAGCCGAGGAUCAGUUUCACGUUUGUUUUGACAGAACUGUCAGUUUCUGUUGUCAGUCAAGUUGCAAGGCAGGUAUCCAUUUCUAAAUUUUGACUGUUUGUGGAGCAAAGUUCAUGUAAUUAACAUGUUUAAGAAAACUAAUGUAUUUUUUUUCCUUCCCUGCAUUUAACUUAAAUAUCACUCUCAAUUACAGGAACCCAAAAUGGUCAAAUCAGUCAGUUUGUAGCCAAAGUUUUCUGUCACCGUCUAAAGAAAAUGAGGUUUGUACACUUCAGAGGCACUGUGUGAUUCUCUUGUUGGACUGACGCUUGUGUGUUAUAAUUCAUUACUGUGUUGUACAGUUGUAAGUUAUCAUUUGUUUUGAUUGUGUUGCAUUUUGGCAGUAAAUGUUGCUGACCGAU
Seriola aureovittata is the source of this 2530-nucleotide messenger RNA. RefSeq names its product leucine rich repeat containing 28 (gene lrrc28). The transcript has 10 exons. Bases 217 to 1326 code for a protein of 369 amino acids. NCBI's taxonomy places the organism in Eukaryota, Metazoa, Chordata, Actinopteri, Carangiformes, Carangidae. The record is from RefSeq and is a predicted model, not a curated record. Gene Ontology annotation, molecular function: protein binding.